This is a messenger RNA of Morus notabilis, 582 nucleotides long. Its product is annotated as receptor-like protein kinase FERONIA. Bases 1 to 582 code for a protein of 193 amino acids. NCBI's taxonomy places the organism in Eukaryota, Viridiplantae, Streptophyta, Magnoliopsida, Rosales, Moraceae. Gene Ontology annotation, molecular function: transmembrane receptor protein tyrosine kinase activity; ATP binding. Gene Ontology annotation, cellular component: plasmodesma; plasma membrane. The record is from RefSeq and is a predicted model, not a curated record. The transcript has a single exon. Gene Ontology annotation, biological process: protein autophosphorylation.
AUGGAAACUGAAAAGAAUCGAACAUCUAUCGUUGCCAUCAUCUGCGGUACUGUAAUUUCCGGUGUAAUUCUACUUGUCGUUCUCGGAUUCUUUAUUCUCCGAAGAGGGUGGGGUCGUCUUUCGUUUAACAGGAUCAAGUCAAGCAAGACUCGAGGUUCAUCAUCUUUGCCAUCCGAUUUAUGCCGUUACUUUUCAUUGGCUGAGAUUAAAGCCGCCACUAACAACUUCCAAGAUAUUUUCAUCAUCGGAGUGGGUGGGUUUGGAAACGUGUAUAAAGGGUACAUUGAUAAUGGGACCAAUCCCGUCACCAUCAAACGACUAAAGUCCAAGUCAUCCCAAGAGGCCCAUGAGUUCAAGAUCGAGAUCGAGAUGCUCUCUCAUCUCCGUCACCGCCAUCUCGUCUCUCUAAUCGGCUACUGCAACGAGGACCGUGAGAUGAUCCUCGUCUACGACCACAUGGCACGUGGAACUCUCCAAGGUCACCUUUACAACACCAAAAACUCACCGCUGACGUGGAAGCAACAAUUUACAGAAGUACAAAAUGUUAUAAAUAUUGAGCUCAGAUUACUCCACGAGAACUAA